AUGAGCGAUGUGUACUCGGUCACACACAGUGCAGACGACAUCCUCGAUGCCAAUGGUCAGCCUACAGGACCAUUCACAGGGGUCUCGUUGAUCACUUCCCCUCGCCCUACACCGUGCUUCCUGGACAUCGUGGCCAUCAACGGUCGAUUCCUCACAUUCAAGAUAGAUACGGCCGAGACCUGCGCGAGCUACUUCUCAGCCACCCCAGAAGUGAGCCGCUUCUUCUGGCUGGGGGAUUUUAACGCCCAGCUGCUCGAUGAGCUGGCCGCGAACACGGGCGGCGUGGGCCGACAUGCCCUGUUUGGUGUCGAGCUGAACAGCUUGCCUCGCAGGCCCAAUGGAGAUCUGGUUCAGCUGGACCACGCCGUCAGCCAGGAAGCCCAUCAGGUGUUGUCCCACAGGUCUGGUCGGAAGCUAUCGUUGCCGAGAUGCAAGAAGGGGACGAUGGCUGAUCCAAAUAACUACCGGCCCAUUUCAUUGUUGAGCACGACAUACAAACGCUUCGCUCGGAUUUUGCAGAAGAGGCUGAAGGCUGUGGACGAGGCCUACAAAAAGGAUGGUAAGUUCCUGCCGUGGCUAUACAGCCAGAACCAGCCUUUACGACUUGGCCUACGCCGACGACACCGCCAUCUUUAUAGGCGCAGCGGAGCGGGGACAACAGAUUCUGCACAUGCUGCAGGAGGCGGUAGCGCAAGGCAGUCUUUCCCUGAACUCGAAAAAUCGGUAUUGCUCCGCUCGACCACUGCCUCCAAUCACAUCCAGUUCCUCACGGGUGAAGGGAUGAAAACAGCCACACAGGCCAAGUACUUGGGUGUCAUGCUAUGGUCUGACUCCCCGAGCAAGACCGAAGUCAUUACCAGAUUGGCCACAUACAACGCGGUGUUUGUCCCGAUGCUGUCUUAUGGGAUGGAAUCAGCGGCGCUCACAGCAGCACACCUCGACAGGGUGGCAGUGAACCGUCCUGUCCUGAACAAGCGAGACCCAAGGAUGAAAAAACUUGUCAAGAGGUACCGACUGGACAAGGCUGCGGAGUCCAAGCUUUGCGAGGUCUUGGCCAAGUGGGAUGAGGACAAGCAGCACAGGUAUUACAAAGAGCUUUGGAAGGUGCUGGCUGAUGCAGUGAAGCCAUCUGCGACAGUGAUGAUCGUUGUGAAAAAGAUCGUGGCUGGGACUAUGGGUGUUGCCACAGCCAAGCCAAUCGAGGAAGUGCGACCCCGGCUCGCUUUGCAACGAGGUGCUGCACCAUUUCAUAUUGAGGAUCUCAGCGCCACAAAAUGGCUAGACAAGAAGGAAGAUGCGGGGCAACGUCAGCAGCGAGGCCCGCAGCCUGCAGUGUUCGCCAGGGACUGCAGUGUUCUCCUGCUCAUUGUCAUUAGUCACGACUCAAAGCCGGCGAUGGCUCGUGCACCAGUGUCCAGCGCCGAAGCACAGCCCGCAGGCUUCAAGGCUGCCAAAGGCGCCGCAGACGGCUGCGCUGCAGCAAGGCUAGUGCGCAAAGAUCUUCUGGAAGAGACCUGUGAAGCGAGGACAUCAGGAGGUGAGCAGUGCGCGAGUUCCGUCACUUUGCCGUGGCUGCAAGAUGCAAGUGGACAUCCCAAGGGCCGCUUCACUUCUCCUUCCGUGAUAUACCUCUUUCCGGGCAAGGAGAUGAAGGUUGGCCGACAGCCAGACAUGUGCGCGGUGGUCAUGGACUGCCCAGAAGUUCCGCAGAUGAUCAGCCGCUGCCAUGCUAGACUAGUGGAUGCUGAAGGCAUUUGGGUCCUGACAGAUGAGAAGAGCUUGAACGGCAUCCAUGUCAACGACGUGAAACUCAAUGCGCCCAAGCUCCUGAGACAUGGUGACUCUAUAUGUUUCGGCAGGAAGCUGAACGACCGACCUGUCUUCGAGUAUGUUUUUGAGGAGAAAGAUCGUCAGAUUCCAGAAAGACCAGGCAAAAGGAAACGGGAACCCCAAGCAGAUGCAGUUGCUGUGGGCCAAGCUACCGCAACUGUCAAGGAUGGGGAUGUUUCCACUAGUGCUGCUUGGCAAGAAGCAAAGCAGUGCGACGCACCCGGGCUUGGUGACCUUGCAGAUGCAGAGGGCGACAACAUGUUGCAACAGGAAAUGGGCAAGCUCAUGAAGGAUCACAUGGCAAGAGUAGCACAAGAGAGGCUGGAUCUUGAUACCAGGCGCGCAGAGCUGGAUGCCAAGUUCAAGCAGCUGGAAGCAAAAUCGCAACAGCCUUCAAAGGAAGCUAGCGUCCCCGCUGUCAAUCUGAAGGAGCUUCAGUCUGAGCUUGUGUGUUCCAUUUGCCGAGACUGGAUUGUCCAUGCUGCCUCCAUAGAGUGCGGGCACAUGUUUUGCCGGGAAUGCAUAGAUCAGUGGCUCGCCCACAAACACUUUUUGUGUCCAGUCUGCCGUGCCACGGUCAGACAAGAGCCAACAGCUGCCCGAACACUCGAUGUGAUCGUUGACAAAACCAUACAGCAGAGCAGUGCGUCCGACAUGCAGGAGUUCCAAAGUCGCUUAAAAAAGGCAGAUGAGCUUCAGGCCAAGCGGCGGAUGGCCACGCGGGACUUGGAAGAUUCAGUGAAAGAAGCCGUUCGCAGCAAGAAAAAGUUCUUUCACGUCAACCAGAACUGGGGUAAAAAAGAGAAGAAGACCUUCCACGAUGGCGUCAAGCAGUACAUUAGCGAAGGAAGAGAGGCUUACUGCCAGCUGGUUGGCCUUACCAUUAGCUGGGUCUACAGUGCCGAUGAUUCCAAACUCAAUCAGGCACUGCACAAUCUAGGUUUGCAGGAGUUUGUCAGCAAGCCCGAGAAGGACAUUCGGCAGAGACUGCUGAUGUUUCUGCGCUAUGGGAAGAAUCCGCGGAACAUCCCCGCCGGAUCCUUCAAGCCGCAGCGCGGCAUGGGAGUCAAUGGCAGGAUCGCAGCACGCGCAAUGCACGAGGGUGCCCAGAGGAUUCGCCAGGAGAUCUUUUGCUUGGUGAAUGUUCGGCUCGCUGUCAACAAGUCCGUUGCAUUUGCUUUGCUGUUGCAGGAGCUUCAGGCCAAUUUGAUCCAGCAAAUGCGGUCCCAGAUGGGUGGCGACAACUAG
Symbiodinium necroappetens is the source of this 3078-nucleotide messenger RNA. NCBI's taxonomy places the organism in Eukaryota, Dinophyceae, Suessiales, Symbiodiniaceae. The record is from the annotation of a GenBank genome assembly.